UGUGUGUGUGUGUGAGAGAGAGAGAGAGAGAGAGAGAUGUUGAAGGGGAAGCUUACAGGUGAUGCGAUAUGGAACAAGCUACCAAGUGUGCGAGAGCUGGCUAAGAGGCCGCUGAAUUCCAUCCCGGACAGAUACCUGCAUCCUCAACAAGAUCCUCCAUUUCUAUUCAAUUCGUCUUCUUCAAGCAUGCCUCAAAUCCCGGUUAUCGACUUGCAGAGCCUUUUUUCAGUAGAUUCCAUGGCUUCCGAGCUACACAAGCUCCACUCAGCGUGCAAAGAUUGGGGUUUCUUUCAGGUGAUCAAUCAUGGAGUCAGCUCUGAGUUGCUGGAGAAGUUGAAGGUAGAGAUUCAAGGACUGUUUGAACUCCCAUUGGAAGAGAAGCAGAAGUAUUGGCAAAAGGCAGGAGGAAUAGAGGGAUUCGGGCAGAUCUCUGUUGUAUCAGAGGAGCAGAAGCUUGAGUGGGCAGACCUCUUCUACUUGGUGACCUUUCCAAACUAUUUGAGAAAUCCAGAACUGUUUCCCAUCCUGCCUCCAUCAUUUAGGGAAACUGUAGAACAAUAUUCAGUAGAAGUGAAAAAACUUGCCACGUCGCUAUUUCAGCUGAUGGCAAAGGCACUGAAAAUGGAAGACGAACUGAUGGAGGAGCUGUUUGGGGAGGGAAUCCAGUCGAUGAGGAUGAACUACUAUCCGCCAUUCCCCAAACCAGAGCAGGUCGUUGGCCUCUCCUCCCACUCCGACGCCGGCGCCCUCACUGUCCUCUACCACCUCAACGAAGUCGAAGGCCUCCAGAUCAAGAAGAACGACAUCUGGCUUCCGGUUAGGCCAAUCCCCGACGCAUUCACCAUCAACAUCGGAGACGUCUUGGAGAUUGUUACCAAUGGAACGUACAAGAGCAUCGAGCACAGGGGGGUGAUUAACGCCGAGAAGGAGAGGCUCUCCAUCGCCACAUUUCACGGCCCGAACAUGGACGGAGAAUUCGGACCGGCGGCAAGCCUCGUCACUCCUCAGACUCCGGCACUGUUCCAAAGAGUCGGCGUCAAAGAUUACUACCAGAAAUUUCUCACCAACAAACUCGACCAAAAAUCGAACGUUGAUCGUUGGAAGAUUAAUCACAUUCCCGACGAUUGGAAUGAUUGACCCUGCCUGCAUCAGUCUGCUUCUCCAUGUCCGCUUGUACCAGUUCGAAUUCGAAGUAGUAGUGGCCCCGUUUAUUGCAGCUUAAUUAAAGAAAUUAUAUUUUAUAGUUUCUUAUAUUAUAGUUUCUAAAAUUUAGAAUAAGUUGUAAACCUGUUUGCUGCAACUUCUUAGAAGUUGUAGUUAAGUAGUUGUGGUGUUUGAUACCAUAAGCUGUAAAAUAACUUAUUUUUGUAUAA
Molecule: messenger RNA, 1373 nt
Organism: Diospyros lotus (date-plum)
Lineage: Eukaryota; Viridiplantae; Streptophyta; Magnoliopsida; Ericales; Ebenaceae
Product: codeine O-demethylase-like
Exons: 4
Coding region: 37-1137 (366 amino acids)
Source: RefSeq, a predicted model, not a curated record